Sphaerodactylus townsendi is the source of this 2228-nucleotide messenger RNA. It is a transcript of the gene QTRT2, whose product is annotated as queuine tRNA-ribosyltransferase accessory subunit 2. The record is from RefSeq and is a predicted model, not a curated record. The coding region runs from base 156 to 1406 and encodes 416 amino acids. Gene Ontology annotation, molecular function: tRNA-guanosine(34) queuine transglycosylase activity. The transcript has 9 exons. NCBI's taxonomy places the organism in Eukaryota, Metazoa, Chordata, Lepidosauria, Squamata, Sphaerodactylidae.
CACGUGGGAAGGCGUUGUGGUUCUUUAGCCCUCGGGACUCUUUUGGUCGGGGUCAUGCUGUAGGGCAAGAAGGAGUCUGCGUUCGCGGCUGCCUCCCGUCCUGCUCCCUUGCGCAGAAUGAGUCGCUGCGAUUGUUAUAACUAGCAGGUGUUUUCAUGAAGAUGAAGUUGAAUCUCUGCAAAGUGGUUGGUGGCUGUCGUCUCGGCAGGCUGGCAAACAUUGGCAAGAAAGGGAUUCAGUGCAUGGAUAUUCCAGGUUGUCUGCUUUAUACCAAAAUGGGAUCAGCACCACACCUCACCCACGACACACUGGAGACUGUCAAAGAUGUUCCUAUCGCUGUACAGCUUUCACUUCCAGCUCUGGUAGAGCUUCAGGAGGUCAUGGAGGAAUAUAAAGAAGGGAUUGCAAAGUUUGUAGGUAUGCCUGACUCGAUAGUGUACUGUUCCCUUCACGACCCAGCUGUUUUUUCUCCACCUGGCUACAACAAUAACAAGACCGUUUCUAUAUGGGGGUCUGGAGGGAGGAUGGAAAUGACACCAUCAAAGUUCAUGGCCAUUCAACGGGCUGUGCAGCCAGACUGGUUCCAGUGUCUCUCAGAUGGAGACACUAUUGCUGCAGAAGUCUCCAAGAAGAGGGCCAAGAAGUCUGUGGAUCGAUCGCUGGUUUUCUUGGAUGAGUGCUUACGACUAAAAGAGGAGUUUCCAGAACUGCAAGCGAGUGUGAUGAUUGGGGUUAUUGAAGGUGGGGAUGUGUUGGAGGAAAGGCUGCGAUCCGCCAAGGAGACUGCCAAGCGCCCUGUGGGUGGCUUCCUGCUAGAUGGCUUCCAGGGAAAUGCCAUGGCCAAGGAUACCAAGCUGGAACUCUUGUCCUCUACUGUAGCAGCAUUGCCAGAUGAUAAACCAAGGCUCAUCCAUGGUAUUGGCAGGCCAGAUGAAGUGCUGGAGUUAAUUGAGAGAGGAGUGGAUGUUUUUGAGAGUUGUUUCCCUUACCAGGUGACAGAGCGAGGCUGUGCUUUGUCUUUCAGCUGCCGUUACCAUCUGGAUCCUGAUGGAGAAGUCCUAAAAGAAAAUGGGGACCCAGACAAGGAAGAAAGCAAGGCCGAAAAAGCAAAAACUGGAAUCCUCAGUGGAACUGAAGGGAUGACUGCGUUUGAAAUAUGUUUGAAAGAAAAAAGGUACCAGGAUGAUUUUGGUCCUCUAGUGAGUGGAUGCUCGUGCUACUGCUGUCAGAACCAUAGCCGUGCCUAUGUCCACCACCUCCUGAUGACCAGUGAGUUGCUGGCCAGUGUCCUGCUCAUGAUGCAUAAUUUUCAGCACUACUUUGCCUUCUUCCGCUCUGUUCAGGAUGCCCUGAAAGAAGACAAGCUGGAUAAGUUGAAGGAGAUCAUCUGUAGGCAAGCCAUUUAAGCCCCCAAAAUACAUAUACAGUGUAUAUGGAGAAGAACCACUCAUGGAUUAGGAGUCUCCAGAUUUGGCCUACAGGCAGUGUCAUGUCAUUGGGAGCAUAGCUCUCUAAGAGGCUUAGGAGUGGUGGAGCCCUCUCCCCAUAAGCCGCUCCACUGAAGAAAUGUGGAAGGCAAAGAUAAGAGCUGAGGACAUGUUUAAAGUCAUUCUGCACUAGCUAACCAUCUUUUAUCAUCAUGAAUUUUGUUGGUAAGCUUCAUAAAUCGUGAGACUGUUGACGCUGGAUGAAAAGAAUAUAAAAUGCCAGCUUCCAUUUUGGGCUCUGGUUUCAUCUUCAUUAGAGGAAUAUCAAUGUGCUUUGGACUAUUAUUUUAAACUUUCUGCGAAGAAUGUAAAGAAUACAGAAAGAAGUAGUUCUCUUUGUAACAGUUGUCUUUUCUUGGAUAUCCUGGUAGUUGAGACAUAAUGGCUAUUUUGCAAAUAGGACCAAGCCUUACAGCACUCCAUGCUCUUGGCAAAGUGAGAACUGUGAUCACAUCAUGACUUGCAUGACAAUGUACAGUAUAGGACACGUGAUUGCUUAGCAAGAUUUUAAAGAUCCAAGGAGCAGUCUUAGUCUUAGAUGUUUCAAUUUCUUACCUGAUAGUGUGAGGACAGUAAGAUGUUUGCCUUGGAUGACUGCGGUUGUCCAAAUAUACAUAUGUAAAAGAGCUAUGACUGUUCACAUUUUCUGAACUUGAUCAAGCAUGUUCUUUUUUAGUUGAUUUCUGAAUUAUACAAACUAGAUUUUUAAAAGUUUUAAAAAAUAAAACACAUUCAUAUUUU